Messenger RNA from Pecten maximus, 705 nucleotides. RefSeq names its product perlucin-like. The transcript is spliced from 5 exons. Bases 148 to 636 code for a protein of 162 amino acids. The record is from RefSeq and is a predicted model, not a curated record. Lineage: Eukaryota; Metazoa; Mollusca; Bivalvia; Pectinida; Pectinidae.
GAGUCUUAUCAGUGAUCGUCCUGCCUUGAACACAGGCAUACUACGUCACAGGGAUGUGACACGAAUUCCUAUAUAAUACAUAUAUAUAGAUCCUGGGUUUGGAGGAACUCGUGCUAAGUCUCACUGGGCUUCGUGACACUGCCAAACAUGGCGUUUGCUUUACCAUUGGUUGUAUUCAUGCUCGCGUUGUGUACACGCGAGAUCUACUCGUGUCAAAAUGGAUGGGAGUCAUACGACGGGCAUUGUUAUUUUAUGGGAGAUACUAAAGUGACCUGGGCCGUCGCAUCGGCAAUAUGCAAAUCAUACAAUGCACACCUGGCGAUGAUCCCAAAUGCUCACGUGGACAACUUUUUACGACAGUUAGCUACGAGAUUCUCAUACGGGCACAAGGAGAUGAUUCAUUUCUGGCUGGACGGGAGUGAUUCGGUUAUUGAAGGUGAUUGGAUCUGGACAGAGAGUGGACAGCGACUCGCCUAUACUAACUGGAACCCCGGUGAACCGAGUAAUUCGGAAGGCAGUAUCGAUGACUGUUUAGUUCUUCACAGUCAAAUGUCAUUCAGGUGGGACGAUAUCCCUUGUCUAUAUAAGGCGAGGUUCAUCUGUGAAGCAGGUGGACACUGGACAACGUUCGGCUGAUAAUCCAAUCGAUGUGACAUCGUCAGCUGUAAUGCAAAUGGAAAUAAAUAAUAUUGUGUGUCAAAUGUU